Molecule: messenger RNA, 594 nt
Organism: Aspergillus tanneri
Lineage: Eukaryota; Fungi; Ascomycota; Eurotiomycetes; Eurotiales; Aspergillaceae
Gene: GET1
Product: guided entry of tail-anchored proteins factor 1
Exons: 3
Coding region: 1-594 (197 amino acids)
Biological process (GO): tail-anchored membrane protein insertion into ER membrane
Cellular component (GO): GET complex
Source: RefSeq, a predicted model, not a curated record
AUGUUGUCUCUCAUUUGGACGGUCCUCUUCGUGCAUGUGGCCAUCUACCUGAUCAAUAGCAUUGGUGCAGACACAAUCGACAGUUUGUUAUGGCUACUUUAUCUGAAGCUGCCGACGUCGACAUCUAAACAUGCCCGAGAGCAAGCCCAGUUAAAACGGGAGGUUCUACAACUCAAGCGAGAUAUGAACAACACCAGCUCCCAGGAUGAAUUUGCAAAGUGGGCCAAAAUCAGGAGACGACACGACAAGACCAUGGAAAAAUGCGAAGCGAUGAACAAGACGCUCUCGGCCCAGAAAACAUCCUUCGACUGGAGCGUGAAAAUCGCUCGGUGGGUAAGCACGACCGGUCUGAAAGUCUUUCUUCAAUUCUGGUACUCGAAAACCCCCGUGUUUGCACUCCCAGAAGCCUGGUUCCCCUACUAUAUUACAUGGAUCCUAUCUUUCCCCCGGGCUCCCUUGGGUUCGGUGAGUAUUCAUGUCUGGAGCAACGUUUGUGCGACAGCGAUCUCGGUAUUCGCGGAGAUUUUCACGUCCUUGUUACAGCGAGUAGCAACACGCCCUACGCCGGCAGCUACUACUCAGAAGACGAAAUGA